Messenger RNA from Rhagoletis pomonella (apple maggot), 1009 nucleotides. Its product is annotated as alpha-tocopherol transfer protein-like. The record is from RefSeq and is a predicted model, not a curated record. NCBI's taxonomy places the organism in Eukaryota, Metazoa, Arthropoda, Insecta, Diptera, Tephritidae. Gene Ontology annotation, cellular component: membrane. The transcript has 3 exons. Bases 38 to 976 code for a protein of 312 amino acids. Gene Ontology annotation, molecular function: phosphatidylinositol bisphosphate binding.
UAAUACACAAAAUCAAAGCAACGAUAACAACGCUCAAAUGUCGCAAUUGAAUAUACGGCCACUACCAGAAAAUCUACAAAAAGUGGCAAUCGAGGAGCUGCAUGAGCGACCGGAGCGCCUACAAGAGGAUCUACAGGCGUUGAAGAGUUGGGCCGACAAAGAGCCACAUUUGAAUGUGCGUCCCGAUGAUCAGCUUUUGGUAGGAUUUCUACGUGGUUGCAAAUUCAGCCUAGAAAAGGCCAAGUCAAAGCUCGAUUGGUUCUAUACAUUGAAAACUAAGUAUCCUGAUUUUUACACUAUAUCCGAUGUGAAUGAUCCGACUGUACAGGAACGCUUGCGUUAUGGCUCUGGUUCGCUACUACCUACGCCAUUGCAUGACACUGGUCCACGAAUUAUGUUUAUACGCGCCGGCAGUUAUCCACCCGAUAAGUAUACGUUCAAGGAAAUAAUGGCAGUAGCGCAUGCGCAACAAGAACUAUGGAUACGCGAAGAUGAUUAUGCGGCUGUAAAUGGUUUCAUUGAUGUCUUGGACGUAUCACGUUUAACGGCAGCGCAUUUGGCCCAACAUACGCCAAAUGUUGUUAAGAAGAUGUUAGUUUUUGCAGAACAAGCGAUACCUUUGCGACAACGUGCCACGCAUUUCAUUAAUAUACCAGCAGGCUUCGAAAAGGUAUUCAAUAUGCUUAAACCGCUGAUGCCAGCCAAGCAGCAGGAGCGUCUUCAUUUACAUGGCAACAAUUUGGAGUCACUGUAUGCGCAUAUACCACAAAAAUAUUUGCCCAAAGAAUAUGGUGGUGAAAAUGGUUCUAUUGAAGAGAUUACAGAGCUCUCAGUACAAUUCUUCUUGGAUAGGCGUGAUUACUUUAUAGAGGAUUAUAAAUAUCGGAAUAAUGAGAAGUUGCGUGUUGGCAAGCAGCCAGACUUUGAUAGUAUAUUCGGCAUGGAUGGCACAUUUCGAAAGUUGGAUGUGGAUUAAUCGAAAAAAACUAUGCCGAGGGGUAGUGGAUAG